AUGGCUUGCCGUGCAAUGCUGGCCAUGGCCGCGGCCUUCGGCGUCGCUGUUGCCCUUGGAGAUACGGACACAAUCACCUGGGGGGGUGACAACUCUAGAGCCGGCUACCAAACAAACCAUAACAUGGACCCGGCCGUAGUUGGCAGCAGUCAAUUUGGUCAACUGUUCAGAACACAACUGCCUGGUGUAUGGGUUGGACAACCUGAACAAGUCUUCUCGCAGCCCCUCGUCUAUACCCCGAGCGGUGGUAACAAGCAAUAUGUGUACUUUGCGACGACCCAGAACAAUGUCUAUAAGCUCGAUGCCAAAUCGGGGCAAAUCGUUGCGUCGCGGAAUCUUCAUAUUCCGUUUCUUGCUGCAGAUCUCGACGGCUGCGUCGAUAUCAACCCAUCCAUUGGUAUUACCGCGACCGGCGUCAUUGACCCUGCCACCGAUACCCUGUACUUGACGGCCAAGACUUAUGUCGAUCAGAACGGUGGUGAAAAGGCCCAAGGCAGACCGGCUGGUCGAUACUAUAUUCAUGCUCUCAGCGUCGACGAUCUUUCUGAGCGGCCCAAUUUUCCCGUCGACCUCGAAGGCAUGAUUGCCAACAACACUCCUGAGCGCAUGUUCCAGGGUGGUAUCCAUCACCAACGUCCAGCUCUUCUGCAAACUGGCGAUUUCAUUUAUGCCGGUUUUGCAUCCCACUGCGUGCAGUACAACUUCACUGGCUGGAUUAUCGGCUGGCACAAGACGACGGGAAAAAUUGUAGAGAAAUGGGCAACCGAGGGCGACGGCGUCCCCAAUGCCAUCCGAGGCGGUGGCAUCUGGAUGUCUGGCGGCGGUAUUGCCUCUGAUGACAAGGGCUCUAUUUUCCUCGCCACGGGAAAUGGGUACGCCUCUCAGCUUGCCGACGUGCCUGUCAAUGGCUUCAACCCUCCCACCUCGUUGGAAGAGGCUGCACUGCACAUGACGAUAAACGCGGAUGGCAGUCUUCAGCUGGUCGAUUUCUUCAUGCCUUGGGAGAAGCGCGCGUUGGAUGGUGCAGACAAAGACCUGGGCACGAGCCCUUUGGAGAUUCUGCCAAGUGAGUUUUCAUGCGGCAGCGUCAAGCGAAUUGGCGUCGUUACGGGAAAGAGCGGCAAGACGUACUUUCUCAAUCUGGACAACCUGGGUGGAUACAAGAACGGCAAAGACGGUCUCGACGACGUGAUUCAGGUUUACGAAAACCUCAACUCGGUGUACGCGGGUGCUGGCGUCUAUCCUCUGGAGGGCGGAUACAUAUAUAUCAACGUCAUCCAACACCCCUCCAUCGUCUUCAAGUUCUCGUGCAGUGACGGAAUCCCGUCCUUCUCCAAGGUGGCCGAAACCCCCACGAACAACGCGUAUAUUCUCGGAGUCAGCCACGGCACAACCACUUCGCUCCAGGGCCAGCCGGGGACUGGUCUUCUCUGGAUCACGGACGUCCAGGGCCUCAACCUUCGAGUGUAUGACGCUGUGCCCCGAAGCUCAACCAUGAACCUGAUUCAGUCCCUUAACAUUCCGGGGGUAACCAAGUUUACUCGACCCGUAUUUGGCGACGGAAUCGUGUAUGUCGGAACGACCCAAGGUUACGUCUACGGCUUUGGCUCCCCCGUCAAUGUGCCUCUCAACUGCACGUCGCCCGUCGAUUUCGGCAACGUCAACACGAAGAACAGUAGCGUUGUCAAGCCUGUUACCUGCAAGGCCCUCAUCGGCGUGACAGUGACGGGCAUUGAGCUUAACGAUGCUAAGAGCAAGGAUUUCAGCCUUUCUGGUUUGCCUAGACUGCCCCUGGAGCUGGCUGUUGGCCAGACUUUCAUGGUCAACGCCAAAUUCUCUCCUUCAAACGUCGGCCUGCAAUCCAACGAUGUCGUUGUAAACACUACCAACUCAGCCGCCGGUUUCAGCACCGGAACUCACGCCAGACUGACUGGAACAGGCCAGAGCGCCGGUGCUCUUCUGGAUGUUACUCCUGUAAUUCUCACGUUCAAGAAAGCCAUCACGGGCGAGGAUCCCAACGGGGUGUCAGAAAGCAUCAUAGCCUCCAACUUGGGCAAUGGGAUGCUAAGUGUCCAGUCGGUGCUGUAUUCCACAAACAGCACUAACGGACCAUUCAAAGCUUGGAACGGCCAGGGAGAUUUGGUCGUUGGUAAAUUCAGACUUCAGAAAAUACCAUCUACCAUUCGACCGAACUCAGCAGCAACAGUGAACGUCCUAUUUGAUACGUCCACGAGCGGCACCUAUUCUUGCUACGUCAAGUUCGUUUCGAAUGGCGGCAAUAAAACAAUCUCGAUGGCUGCCUCAGCAGGCCCUGCACCAAAGGCGUUGCUCGAGUUCCAAACACCCGAUACAACCGGAUGGGUCAAAUACCAACCGGGCACACCCUUCACGUUUGGCAAUGUGACUGAAAAUAAUUCUAGAUCCCUCAAGUUCCGGGUCACCAAUAGCGCAGCAGCGGGCGCGGCUCCUUUGUCGUUGACUGUGUCAAAGCCUCCCUUUGGCCUCGCUGGGCUCAUUAGAGCCUUGAACCAGGUAGACCUUGCCGAAGGCACAUCGCUAGGAGCAGGGGAGAGCGCGAACGCUACGCUGAUUUGCAACGUGCCCUACGCACAAUGGAAUACGGCUCCGUACAACGGCACGGCCCGGUGGACUAUGAACACCAACGACGCCACGCUUGGGAAGCAGUUCAUUCAAUUUUUCUGCAAUGCCGUCGCCGAGCAGGCACCGCCGCUUCUGCCCGAUGGCCAGAGUCAAUUCAAGUACAUGGGGUGCUACAGGGACAAUGACCCCGGCCGCGAGCUGCCCAACGCCAUCUUCUCCAGCGACACAAUGACUAAUGCGGAUUGUAUCAAGGCCUGCAGUGACAAGGGCUUUACGUUUUGUGGUACGCAGUAUCGACGGGAAUGCUGGGGAGGCAACACUAUACCCCGGGAGAAAGUGAACGACGUCGAUUGUAAUUAUGACUGCGCCGGAGCCUUGAAGCAGAUUUGCGGUGGAAACGGAAACAACAAUCCUGGAUCGUACAUGUCAACGUUUGGCAAUUCGCUCAAGUGGGAUGGCAACACGACACAACCCCCCCCUCCAGCCGGACCGGUUAUCAAUCCGGGUGUGUCGGGAUAUGCGAGCAUAGGCUGUUACACUGAAGCUACAAACGGUCGCGCGCUGCCGAACGGUGCGGGCACUGACAAGAGAACGGUGAAGGAUUGUGUUGACGGUUGCAAGGCUGGUAAAUACAUAUAUGCCGGCCUGGAAUAUGGUGGCGAGUGUUGGUGCGGCAACGAGUUCACUGCUGGCGCUGUCCCUGCUCCCGACAAGGACUGCAGCAUGACCUGUAACGACAACUCGACCGAGUACUGUGGUGGCCCAUCUCGCCUCAAUGUAUACAAACUCGGCCCCUUUGUGGCAACCAACACCUCGUCCGCACCUACACCUACACCAACAGGUCCCGCCAGGAAGUUGAAGGUUGGCCUUUGGAAUUUCCAGGGGUGCUGGACAGAAGCGACAGACGGCCGUGCGCUCAACAGUCAUAUGUACGCGGAUGAUAAUAUGACACUCGAAUCUUGCUCCAACUUCUGUCACGGCCAGGUGUACUUUGGUGUGGAAUAUGGCCGAGAGUGCUACUGUGGCAACGAGCUGCAAGCUGGCAGUGCCAAGGCCGGCAACCCGGAUGACUUGCCUGCAACAACCGCAUCCGAACCAUCUGCAACCACGCUCAGCCUUGACAACUCUGCUAGUGUCCGAACACUUGUGUCUUUAUCGUUUUACCACGCGUCGACCACUCCCACCUCACCCGCCGCUACUUCUAGUACAAGCGAGGAUGAUGCGCCUACCGUGUCGUCUACCAAGACUCUGCGCCUUCGACCACGCCAACUCCUGCUCGGCCGAUGA
Molecule: messenger RNA, 3888 nt
Organism: Metarhizium album ARSEF 1941
Lineage: Eukaryota; Fungi; Ascomycota; Sordariomycetes; Hypocreales; Clavicipitaceae
Product: Carbohydrate-binding WSC
Exons: 5
Coding region: 1-3888 (1295 amino acids)
Molecular function (GO): protein binding
Source: RefSeq, a predicted model, not a curated record